AUGAAUCCUCAAUCCAUAUCAUCAGCGCCAGCUGCCACUCCCCCAGCAGCAGCAGAUCCCGAAUACGGAUACAGCAUCAGUUCAAGCCCACCAAUGCUCUCACCAUCCACGACACUAUCAUCUCUCAGCCCACAAUCCUCCACGUCGCCCACCACAACCCGAGAACAACACCACUCCUUCCCAUUCUUCUCCUCCAAAUCAAAACCCAGAUCCAAAUCCAAGAUUCAAAGACCACCCCCUCCUCCAGCCCCAUCCGAAAUCUCAACCCUCUCAAGAAACAGCACCAUCUCCACCUCAUCCACCACCCCCUUACACCACACACAAACCCAACCCAACCCCUCUCACCCACCACACCCAUCCUCCUCCUCCUCCUCCUCACAGCGCCACCAAAGACGACACCAAUCCGAAAGCGCAAUCCCCAGUCUCACGACGGCGAACCUCCCACCAGACUCUCCCUCGCCGUCAUCACUCUCACCACCCCUAUCGUCACCCUCCUCCCCACCACCACCUCUCCUAUCCAACAGCGACGCCCAAAGGCGCGACAGCUGGAUCCAGAAGAAACCCCGCAACAGCAGCGGCUCCAGCCCCGGCGGCUACGGCCGACACGGCGACGAGUGGCUGUUCGGCAGCAUCAGUCUGACGCAGACGGCGAGGGAGCUCGUGGCGCGGAGAGCAAAGAAGCCGUGA
Exophiala bonariae is the source of this 687-nucleotide messenger RNA. RefSeq lists its product as uncharacterized. The record is from RefSeq and is a predicted model, not a curated record. NCBI's taxonomy places the organism in Eukaryota, Fungi, Ascomycota, Eurotiomycetes, Chaetothyriales, Herpotrichiellaceae. The transcript has a single exon. The coding region runs from base 1 to 687 and encodes 228 amino acids.